AGUGACUAGACGUCAAAACAAGAUGAAACGAGGGUCGAAACCGAUGCCUGUUAAACGGCGAAGCGAAAGUUUUUUGGAUGUGGCGGAAGAGUUAAAGCUGCUAUGUGUCAAAGAGGAGGUUACCGACAUGGAAAGGGCAAAGGAACUGCGCGAAAAUAGAGUCGCUGAGUUGAGGAAAUCAAACGGAACUCUGGAGAUGGUAAGCUCUUAUUGAUCAAUUGAGGCCAAACACACAUACCUCAUAAAACGGAAGACAUGCAAAACUAAAACUUUUAUAUUUCAUCAAACUAAAAACCAAAUUAGUUGCAUGGCCGUACAUAUGCAGUGUUUUCCAGAUCACUGCCUCGCUAAUGGAAUGUUAUAAUUUGCGUCAGACAGCAGACCUAGGAGAAUUCAUUCUGUUAAAAUCAUAAAGGUGUACACAAAAUGUCAACAUUGACGCAGACGUAUGUUUUUUCCAAUUUUUCCGGUGCGGUAUGCACUAAGUUUCAUUUAGACUUCCAUAUUAUACAUAAUUCAUCAAAAUUUGAAGCGAAAUUAAGAUUUAACAUCAUAAUUGAUCAUGAACGUUAAUUUUAAGGACCUUGUUUUGAAAUGAAAAGAGCAUUAUCUAUAGAAUGAUUGCGACAGACAGCAGAACUGAGUAAUUUGAUUUCACUAAAAGCAUGGAGGUGUAAACAAAAUGUCAACAUUGGUACAAAGUUAUGUUUUCUUUCAAUAUUGGCUUGUUCUAAGCGCUGAUCCCUCAAUAAUAAGUUUCGUCUAUACUUAUGUAUUCAUAGAUAGUUCACCCAGGAGCAAGCGCGUCCGUGAAACAAUCAAAGUAUCAAAAAUUUGAGCAUGUCAACGGGUAAUUAAAAACCAGUUUGCUCGUACUUUACAUCGACAAUAUUUUCAUUCCAAACAUCAAUCCUUUCGAUUUAAAAUAGGUCGAGGAACGAGCUUAAUGGAAGUCAGUUGACAAUUGCGCACAGGAACAUGAAUUUUUAUGGAAAUGAAAAUUAAAAACCGGACGAAGCAGUAGAGUAUGCUUACAAUAUAAAUCAACCCAGCGCCCAGGCAAGAGACAAAGAGCAAACAUUUUUAUGUAUGCGAAGCAAAGUAUGAACUCUUUCAUAUUGAAACUAGUUCGUUUAUUCUAAUCGCUGUGUUCACGAAAUGCAUAACCAGUUCUGAAAACUUUGUGCAUAGAAUUUAACCUCCCAGUCGUAUCGAUAUCAGGUGCGCGGACGAAAAUAUUAUCUAGCGAUAUCCUAGACCCGUUUAAAUUAAGAUCUUAAGCCUUGAACUAAUACGGGUGAAUAAACAAAGAUUCAGUAAAUAGAAGCUGCCAGCAUUUAGUUAUCCAAUACCGACGGAGCAAGCAUUUACUACCAGUAAUGUUGAAUGGCACUUCCUCCUGAUCUUUGCGGUUUUCGCAGAAAGUUGAUGCGGAAAAGAAGUAGAAACGUGUACAUUUGUCAUUGCGCAUUUGGAUGAAACGGAAGCGGAAACGAUAAAGAGGCCUGAGAAACCAGGACGACAGCCGUGCACGUAGGUUAUGAAUUUGAGUGCAUUCUGUUGCCCUCGUAUGUGAAGCAACAGCGGCUGUAAAAUUAGUCCCAAUGACUGCAAGUAGUCAGUGCCAGACAGCAGAACUGAGUAAUUUGAUUUUACUAAAAGCACGGAGGUGUAAAAAAAAAAAUUCAACGCUGAUGCAGUGUUUUGUUUUCUUUCAAUAGUCGCUUUUUCUAAUGCCGCAUUCACACCAAAGCUUAAACAUGUUUAAAAGUUGUUUUGUUAAACACAGUUUAAUUUAUUUUUUCUUUUUAGAAACUAUUUAACCGAAUAUUUUUGACUUGAAUGUAGCACAUUGGAAAUGCAAGUUAGCAAGUACUUGAAUCCAAUGGAAAAUCAAGUUUUUCAGUGCUCUGUUUAUAAUUUUCAUUCAAUGAAAACCAGUUUAACAAAACAUGUUUUGCUGGUGUGAAUGGGGUAUAAGUGCUGAUCCCUCAAAAGUAGUUUUCGUGUAAACUUGUGUAUUUAUAGAUGGUUCACCUACGAGCCAGAGCGUCCGUGAAACAAUCAAAGUAUCUAAAAAUUUGAGCAUGUCAACGGGUAAUUAAAAACCAGUUUGCUCGUACUUUACAUUGACAAUAUAUUCAUUCCAAACAUCAAUACUUCUGAUUAUCAAAAGGUCGAGGAACGAGCCUAAAGGAAGUCAGUUGACAAUUGCGCACACAAAACAUGAAUUUUUACGGAAAUGAAAUUACAAACCGGACGAAGCAGUAGAGUAUGCUCACAAUGUAAGUCAACCCAGCAUCUAGGCAAGAGACAAAGAGCAAACAUUCUUAUGUAUGCGAAGCAAAGUAUUAAACUCCUUCGAAUUGGAACUAGUUCGUUUAUUCUAAUCGCUGUGUUCACGAAAAGCAUGACCAGUUCUGGAAACUUUGUUCAUAGAAUUUAACCUCCCAGUCAUAUGCAUAUCAGAUGUGCGGACGAAAAUGUUAUCUAGCGAUAUCCUAGACACGUUUAACUAAAGAUCUUAAGCCCUGACCUGAUACGGGUGAAUAAACAAAGAUUCAGUGGAUAGAAGCCGCCAACAUUAAGUUAUCCAAUACCGUCGGAGCUAGCAUUUACUACCCGUAAUGUUGAAUGGCACUUCCUCCUGAUCUUCACGGUUUUCGCAUAGAAACGUAUACAUUAGUCAGCAAAGCGCAUUAGGAUGAAACAAGACGACAGCCGUGCACGUAGUUUGUGAAUUUGAGUGCAAUCUGUUGCCCUCGUAUGCGAAGCAACAGUAGUGGUAAAAAAUAGUCCCAAUCACUACAGGUAGUUUUAAGAUGUGUUCGUCUGUUCGGACGAAGAAAGUUAAUCGAGGGCCUCAAAUCACCAAAUAAAGACACAGCACCGACAAAAAUCAUUAGUCCCUUUCCUCCUUUGAAAGCAUACAAAUAGGCAUAUCACAUAAAUCAAAAUAUCACAGCAAUUUUUGCUCUUUUAGGUGCAAACACCUCUGAGAAUUUUUUUUUUUUUCAAUAACCAUUCAUUGUUUAGGGAUAUAAGGGAAUCUUAGACGAUAUCAAGCAAACACUCGAUCGCCGACGAGUCCUGGAAGAGUACUAUUCAAAAGUUAAAGAUAACCUACAGACAACUGGAGCAGUUAGCGAGACUGAAAUAAAUGACUUUCGGAAGGAAGCUGAGGCAUGUCUUAAGGAUCUCGGAACCGAGAGAUACACUGUUCUCAUUCUUGGUAAGUCCUGCAACAGUAAACUUGAAACCUUUCCAAUCGUUCCCGGGCCAAAUUCAGGGGUUUUUCCUAAGGUUUCAUUUGUAAGGUCAUGGUUCACCAAUCUCAGUUUUAAAAAGUUUCAACUUUUAUUGUCAGCAUCGCCUUACACCGAAAGGCAUGGAACACUCUUCUCCGCCGCUUGGUCUGCGUUAUAAUUAUUCGCCUUCUUAACAGUUAUUCAGCUAGCAAUCCUCUUGUAAUUUUGAGACAAGAUUAUCACGGAAAUGAAAACUAUCAAUAACAAAAAAUAAUUGAGAUGUGGAAAGAAUCAAAAUAACUGUCAGUAGAUGCUUCAAAGGGUCUUACAGCCGAGGCAAAUUGUUAAUCAUUUCAAGAGGUUAACUCUUGGUGUCCGACAAAUUAUCUGUCUCUCUUUGAUGUAUAACAUCAGUUAGGAUGAAGAAGGUACGAAUCUCUUUUUAUUCACGGGUAUAUAAAAGGGCUAUAUAAUUUUCAAAUAUUCUCCAUCGUAGGAGUGGAAUUUAAUAUUCAUUGUUUAAAACCUUUCCCAUUACACCAAAACAGGAGAAACCAGCGCUGGCAAGAGCAGUCUUAUUAACCUCCUACUUGGCGAAUGCAUUAUGCCAACCAGUAUUCAGCAGAACACACUGACCAUAUGUGAAAUAUCGUAUGGAGCGGCCAAAGAAGCUGUGCUGCACUUCGCUAACGGACGCAAGUUAACUCGUGUCCUCACUGGGGACAAAUUUUACAAGUAUAAAGAUUACGUUAAAAAACCGAUAGAGGACGAAACCUGGUGUGAGUGGAUAGAGAUCAGGAUUCCAAAUCCAUUAUUGAAGGUGAAAAAACUUUUUGUAUUUGGAAUAAAAGUAACAGAGGUAUUUUACGUAUAUGAAACAAUUUGGCAUGGAAGAGCAAGAAUUCCUAAUAAAACCUGAAAAAAAAUCAAAGUUUCUCACUGUAUAAGGCUUUGCUGGCACAUGAGCUAUAGUCUAUCACAGAAAUAUUUUUUUCUUCCCUUCCUCGCUGUUGCAUAAGGAUAACAUCACAAGUGAAGUUAUCGGACAUGUAUCAAAACAUAUCUAGGAUUGAGAUCAUUUUUAGUGUCUUGUAUCCUCUGACGCACAAUGCUGUCAAUGUGCUGUGUUAUGCUGUGCCAUUCUUUUCUGUAUUGUGCUGUGGCUCGCCCCGAUAGUGACACCGAAGCUCCUGGUGAAUAAAAGAAUCGCAGUAGAAGUUUAUGAACAACCAAAAAACAGAAAAACGUGAUUAUUGUUGUGCAUUCAUUUAGUAGAGACACUCACUCUUUAAUUGCUUUCUAUAUUCUGUCUUUGUUCAUCGAUUAAGUAUCCAACAAGCUGGUACAAUCAUGUUACUUGAUUACAGUACUUUGGUAGUGUGACAGUGAUAUCACCAACAUUGGCAAACUUUUAAUAUUUACCCAAUACACGACGAUUAUCUCUUAUUCAAUUAACUAUAUCCACUGAGGUUCUCGGCUGCUCUCUCUCCUAGGGUGGUGUAGUGAUCGUAGACAGCCCAGGAAUUGGUGAUUCAAAGCGUGUCAGUGAAAUCACCUUGAAAUACUUGAGUCGAGCUUACGCCUUUAUCUACGUAAUAAAUACUCCAAACGCCGGAGGAUUACAACAGGACAGGGUAAACUCAUGACUCCUUAUCUGUCUAAUACACUUUUGAAAAGUAAGAAUGUAUUUAGGGAAAGAUUUUUUUUCGUCUUCUCACGAGAAUGUAUUUAGUUUAGCAUGAGGUAUGUGUCACUUAUCAAGACGCACCACCCAAUUUUAAUUAAUUCUAAAAAAUGCCCCGAGAGCAAAUAUGAUUAUCCAUUCUUUGAAUUUUUAGCGUUUGUGAUAAAUCUUUCAGCUGAUGCCUAUCUUGAGUGAAUGGAAAAAACUCUACAAGGGAAAAGAUUGCCGUGGUAUCACUUCGGAAUCUGCUAUUUUUGUCUGUAACAAGUGGGACGAGGUGGAAAAGCGGUCCAACCGAAAUCAGAAGGAAGAUCUUGAAAGGCAAAUUAUCGACACUCUCAGAAAGAAUAUUCCCGAACUGGAUGAAAAAUUCCAAAUCAUAAAGAUGUCAGUCUCUAGAGCUACAGAAGUAAAAGAGAGAUUUGAAGUGAUGGAUGAUGAUCUUAAAAGUCUUGUGAAUCGACUACAGCGUCUUCUGCCACUCUGCAUUGAGAGAAAAACAGAAUUUUUUUACUAGUAAGUUUGAUUUUAUCUCCCAAUUGAUUACUCAAACUAUCCUAUACCUUGAGCACACGUUACUGAACAAAAAUUUUUUUCAAGUUCCCUCAGCCCUCGUGAAUAACUCUAUUUGAGAAACCUGCGAAUAAAGAGUAUUCUAAUCCAACGAGAUAUGACACUUGUCCAUUAAAGAGGGCGUAGCAGAUUUCCUAUGAUUUGAAUAUCCUUUUUAUUGUCGAAAGGAGCUACAGAAAUAUGUCGCCCCAAAGAAACAUUCAAAUCAACACAUUACGAUGUUUCUAAGUCGUGUUUAAAAUGAAUAUUUGCACAAUUUCGAAAAUGAUACCAAAAUACUAAGCUUGCUGAAAUGUUAACCUACUGGUUUUGUUAAGCUAAGAAUCAAUCCAAAAGACUGCUGAGGAAAAAAAAUGAACUGAGUCGCAUUUUACUCUGAGAUAAAAAAGAACGCUUUUUAACAAGUGUUAAAUUUCUGCUCUAUUUGACAGCUGGAUCAGCGGCCAGCUCUGCAGCUUGUCCGAUCAGCUCAAAGGUGAAAUGCAAAAUGCCAAAAGGACCAAAGACGAACGUCUCAAGGCUCGGAAAGAACUUGACGAUAAACUCAGCGAACUUAAACAAGGCACCCCCAUUCGGGAAAUUGAGGACGCCAUAACUUCCAGUGUGGACCAAGCACAAAUAAAACUUGCGUCCUACUUACAAACUGAAGAAUUUAGAACAAAAUUUUUCAGAUGGACAGAAGACGAUGUGCCUAAAACGGAAGAGGGUCAAAACUUUUCAAAGAUGAAGGAAGCAUUUACCGCAUGCAUUGAACAACGAUUCGAAUAUACCCUCCAAAAGUGGGAAAGCACAGAUAAUGUUUUCUCCCAAGCACAUUUAGAAUUGGAAGCACUGUUUGACAAAGGUUUCCUAGAAUUUGAGAGAGAAAUUCGAGACAUUGACCGUGUACUUGUCGGAAGUGACGUGGACGACUUCCAACAUUUUGAGAUUCGCCCGGGACGGAUGUUCUCGCCAUUAGAUCCCAGAAUGAAAAAAUUUCUAGUGAUGACUGGCGUGAUUUUUGGCCAGUUUUGAUGUCCGUAGGCCUCGCCGCAGGAGUUCUUUCUGCACCCGUCCUUGGAGUACUGGCGAUUGGAAAGCAUCUAAAGGAUCACCAUCUGAAGACCAAUUGUUGUCAGACACUAAAAGACCUCUCAGCAGAGUUCCUCGAGGACUUCAUCACUCACAAAAUCCGCAGUUAUGUCCAAGACAAAUUCAACGAGGAGACGAAUCGCAUUGCCAGCAUCAAGAGGUGUCACCAGCAAUUAAUCACCAAAUACGAGCAACGAUGCAAAGACCUGACAAAGAGCGAAGAUGAAUCAAGGGAAAAGGAGAUCCUCAAUAAAUACCGUCCACUGUACACAAAUUUGAUGAGCAUGAAUGAAAACUUGAUGUUCGAUGCAAUCCAAAAUGGAAUGAAGGUGAUGUACCCAUCUUGCCAGCUUGAAGUGAGAAGACUUCAGUACAAUGAGAGCGAAAGAGAGGCGUGCCUUGGUGAAGGCAGCUUUGGUAAGGUUUUAAAAGGAAGAUACUCUCCUCCUGGACACAGAAGAAAAGAUGUUGCGGUCAAAAAGAUCCGGAAACAUCCAGAUCCAUCAAAUGUUGCCGCCUUUCUUUAA
Molecule: messenger RNA, 7103 nt
Organism: Pocillopora meandrina
Lineage: Eukaryota; Metazoa; Cnidaria; Anthozoa; Scleractinia; Pocilloporidae
Source: the annotation of a GenBank genome assembly